CAGCUUUGUAACGUCACUGAAUCAGCCCACACAUACAGAUGUCUUCCUGCUUUUAAGAAGGCAACAGGGAUAAGGAACACUAUAGGACGACGAAGACAGACAUCACAUGUCAGGAGUCAGAGAAGAUGAUCAGCUUUACAAAAUCACACUUACGUAAUGAUGAUCAGACAAACGUGAGAAACCAGAGAAGACAAUCGACUGAAGAAUAUACAGAGGAGAAAACAGAAUAUCAACAUGUCGACCGCUGUGAUUGUUGCUCACAAUCCUCCUCGCAGGAGAAACAGCAAACAUGAACCUCCUUUGAUGAGGAUUGUUCUGCUGGGGAAGAGUGUGUCAGAAAACAGUAGAGUGGGAAACGUCAUAUUAGGGCGAGCAGCGUUUGACAGUGAAGCUCCUCCAGAUGUUGUAGAGAGAGUCGGAGGAAGACUGAAGGACAGACACGUGAUCCUCAUCAACAGUCCUCAGCUGCUCGAAACACACCUGUCACUUCGUCAGAUCACGAAGACCGUGAGAGAGUGUGUGUCUCUGUCAGAUCCAGGACCUCAUGUGAUCGUUCUGCUCCUCAAACAUGAGCAGUGUUCAGCAGAUGAUCAAGAGUGUGUGGAGAAGGUGCUGGACUCUUUCUCUGAGCGGGUUUAUCAACACAGUAUGGUGCUCACGACACAAGAGCCGACUGAAACCGACGACAUCCUACAGAAAAUCAUUCAGAAAUGCUGCAACAGACACUUCAGUCUUCAGGGAAACAGCUCUCCUGAUGAUCUCCUGCAGACGUUUGAGGACAUUGAGAAAAUGAAUGAUGGACGGCAUCUGGAUUGUGCUGAAGCUUCACAGUGUUUCACAACGAAGCAACAGGACACAGAAAGACUUUCAGAGGGUGUGAAGCUGAAUCUGGUUGUGUGUGGGAGCGACGGCACAUUAAAGUCCUCCAUAUCAGAGCAGAUACUGCAGCACAGAGGCAGAAGAUCAGACGUGGAUCUUCAUGGUCGUGUGAUCAGUGUGGUGGAGCUUCCAGCUCUGUUCAACACUCGACUCUCAGAGCAGGAAGUGAUGCGUCAGACUCUCCGCUGUGUGUCUCUCUGUGAUCCUGGAGUUCAUGUUUUCCUCCUCAUUAUUCCUGAUGCUCCACUCAAUAAUGAAGACAAAGCAGAAAUAGAGAAGAUCCAGAGGAUCUUCAGCUCCAGAAUCAACAAACACAUCAUGAUCCUCAUAAUGCAGAAUUCAGAGCAUCAGACAGCAGAACUCAAUGAGGAAACACAGUCUGCCAUUGAGAGUUUUGGAGGACGACAUAAUUUCUUUGGUCCCACCACACAAGUGUCCACAUUGAUGGAGAACGUUGAGAAGAUGCUUGAAGAAAACAGAGGAGAGUUUUUCUCCAUAGAGACAUUUCUGGAGGCACAGAUGAAAAAACUGAUGAAAUAUGAAGAGAUGAAAAAGAAAAGUCAUUCAUUAGAGACGCAUUUAUUCUCACAAGACAGUGAAGAUGAACUGAGGAUUGUGCUGCUGGGAAAAACUGGAGUUGGGAAAAGCGCCACAGGAAACACCAUCUUGGGAAGAAACGCUUUUAAAGCCGAACAAUCUUUUGAAUCAGUGACCAGUGAGAGUCAGAGAGAAACAUCUGAAAUCAACGGUCGACGCGUUACUGUGAUCGACACUCCAGGACUGUUUGAUACUGAACUGACUAACGAAGAGAUCCAGAGAGAAAUCAGACACUGCAUCUCCAUGAUCCUGCCUGGACCACAUGCGUUUCUCUUACUGAUUCCACUGGGACGAUUCACUAAAGAAGAACAAGAAUCAGUGAAGAUCAUCCAAGAGACGUUUGGUGAGAAAUCUUUAAUGUUCACCAUCGUGCUCUUCACCAGAGGAGAUGAUCUGAAGGACAAAACCAUUGAUCAGUGUUUGGGAAAACCUGGAUCUGUGAUCAGAAACCUGAUUGAAGCGUGUGGAAACAGAUAUCAUGUGUUCAAUAAUAAUCAGACUGGAGACCGAACACAGGUGUCUGAUCUACUGGAGAAGAUAGACAACAUGGUAAAUGCAAACGGAGGGAGUUUCUACUCGUGUAAGAUGUUCAGACAGAUGGAGAGAGAACAACAAGAACAACAGAUGAAGAUCCUGAUGGACAGAGUGGACCAACUGAACAGAGAAAGAGAAGAACUGAUGAAGAAACAAGAGGAUGAGAAAGAGAGGAUGAAGAUCACAAUGGAGGAAGAACAAAAGAAUCAUGACAAAGAGAGAAAGAGAAGUGAAGAGGAACUCAAAAGAGAAAUAAGAGAACAAGAGAAACUUCAGAGAGAGAUACGAGACGAGAUGAGACGAGAACGAGAGACAUUUAAACAUGAAAUAGAGGAAAUGAAGGAAGAAAAAGAGAAACUUCAGAUCAAAUACAACACAGAAAUAGACAGAAUAGAGAAUCAGAUGAAGAAAAGACUAGAUGAAUAUACAAAAAGAGAAGCACAAUAUAAAACACAAAUAAAAGAGAAAGAGAGAGAGAUCAGAGAGGAGAUGAAGAGAGAACGAGAGGAAUGGGCGAGACAGAAACUAGAGGAAAAGACAAGAAAAGAAGAAGAGGAUGAGAAAAGAAGAGAGAAAGAACUGAGAGUUUUGGAUGAAUUUAAUGAGAGACUGAAAGAAGAGAGAGAGAGAAUGGAAAGAGAGAAAGAAGAUCUUCAAUCUAAACAUGAAGCAGAAGAAAACAAGAUGAAGAUCCUGAUGGAGAAAAUGACCAGCGAAAGAGAAGAACUGAUGAAGAAACACGAAGAAGAGAAAGAGAGAAUUAAGAUCACAAUGGAGGAAGAACGACAGAAUCAUGAGAAAGAGAAGAAGAGAAGAGAAGAGGAACUCAAAAGAGAAAUAAGAGAACAAGAGAAACUUCAGAGAGAGAUACGAGACGAGCUGAGACGAGAACGAGAGACAUUUAAACAUGAAAUAGAGAAAAUGAAGGAAGAAAAGGAGAAACUUCAGAUCAAAUACAACACAGAAAUAGACAAAAUAGAAAAUCAGACGAAGAAAAGACUAGAUGAAUAUACAGAAAGAGAAGAACAAUAUAAAACACAAAUAAAAGAGAAAGAGAAGAAAGAGAGCGAGAUCAUUGAGGAGAUGAAGAGAGAACGAGAGGAAAGGGAGAAACAGAAACUAGAGGAAACGACGAGAAAAGAAAAGGUAGAGAAAGAAAAACAGAUUUUUAGUGAAGAGAUUCAGAGACUCAAGAGUGAAAUGGAGAGAAUAGAAAGAGAGAAAGAAAGAAUAGAAAGAGAGAGACGAGAACAGCUAGAGGAUUUAGAGAAGAGACUGAAAGAAGAAAGAAACGCGAGAGAAGAUCAACAAAAGACUUCUGAAGAGAAACUGAAACUCCUUGAAGAACAGCGUGAAGAUGAACUGAAGAGAAGACGAGAGGAGUGGAGAGAGGAAUAUGAGAGAGAGAAAGAGAUGAAGAUCUGCACUGAAACUGAUGAUUCACUACAGGGAGUCACAGCACAUCUAUUUCGCAGACUUCAUCUUCACAGGAACAAUGAACUGAGAGUUGCAGAUGUUCUUCAGAUAACUGAACAUUCAUUACAGUCCCAAGAAUCCUGUGCUGAAGAAGAGCUGAGUCAGACUUUCAUACGAAAACUACUGAUGAUGGACUACAGAGCAAGAUACAUCAGUGUUAAAGAGACCAAUGAACAUGAUCAAACUCAACAAAGAGGCACUGACACAUCUGAAGACAUUGGUGAUAUAUUCCAAGCAGUAUCAGUGUCUAACAAAAGAACAAGUCAAUCUGAUCGCAUUCACCCGAUGGAUGUUCAGAUGGCCGUGGUUCAUUGUGCUGAUGGUCUCCUGAAGCAGUUGAUGGUCACUAAACUGUCCCAGUGUCAGUACGCUCUCCCUCUGCUUGUUCCUGAUCCAGACACACAACAGAUUGAGUUUCCUCUCUGGACAUUCAGACAAAUCAACAAGAGCUGGAAGAUGAAAAACACCAACAAUGAGAUCAUCAGUCAAAUCCAGCCGAUCUACAAGGCAGAAACUCCAAUGGUGUCUUUCUUCAGGUUUGGCUCUGUGUCUUCAUCCAAGUCUCAGCUGAUGAACAGUCUGAUCAAUGAGAAACACAACACGUUCUUCCACAGGAACUGUCCAGGCAGCAGCAGAACCAGAGUCCUGAUGGAUGGAGUGGUGGAGAUCGCCUGGUUCUGCCCCUCUGGGAAAAACACGGAUAAAUUCACGGACUGUGUUGCGUUCUGUAAUCUACACGGUGAUGCAGGAGAUCAUGAGAAACAGCUGCAGAUCCUCACUGAAAUGGCCUCAGUCAAUGUUGUUCUUCUACCACAACUUCGAAAAAAUGACAGAAGUACAGAAAAGAUCCAGAACCUGUUCAGAAUCACAACACCACUUAUUUGUAUUUUUACGGAGGCUGAUUUUACUUUAAUGAAGAUGAAGAAAGGGAAAUUCAAGAUUGGUCUGAAAGACAGAAAUCAGUCAGAUGUUUCUGAAGAACUCAGAAGAACUAUAAAUGAGUGUCUCUCAGAAUCAUCUUCCACUUUCAGACUUAAAGAUUUGUCCAAACACUCAGACAUCAGAGUAGAUGAGGAAGAUGAUGAUGACUGCAGGAGAGGAAGAGAAGCAGCACAGCAGAUGAUGAGUUUACUGAAGGAUAAACAUCUGACAGAAAUCAAAGAAUCAUUUCUGCCUCAUCAGGGGAAACUGUGGCAUCAGUGGAGUCAGAAGAACAAAGAACUACAUCGACCUCGAGCAGAUGAGAUAGAAAUGGAAAUAAGUAGAAGAAAAACAGAAAUGAAGAAAAUCCGUGAACGACAGCAUGAAUGUGAUAUCGGUGAGUUUAUGAUGCGCUAUAAUAAAAAUAUGAAGUCACAUACUGGAUGUGUGAAGAUGUUUUUUCUCAAAUGGCUCAAAAUCCUCUUGGAUGAACACACAUCAGCUGAUCUAUCUGCUCUUCAUCAUAAAUAUCACAAAACAUGGUCAGCAGUUUUCAAACUGAAAGAGAAUUAUGAUAAACCUGAACAAAUCAAAGCUGAACAAGCAGAACUUGAGAGAAUAUCUGAGGAUCUUCAAGCUGCAUCCUUUGGUUUGGAGCACAUCAUGAGGGAGAUCGGUCAGAUCUAUGAAUCAUGUUCAUCUGUGGAGAAGAACAAGAAAGAUCUGCAGAUUCACUUCUCUUCUCUCCCGAGUCUCGCAGCAGAGAUGAUGAUCUCUGGAUUUCCACUGGAGCUGAUGGAUGGAGAUGCUGCUCAUGUUCCUGUGAUCUGGAUCUCUGCUGUUAUAGAUGAACUCAUCCAGAAACUGGGAGACCAGAGAGUCUUUGUGCUGUCAGUUUUAGGGCUUCAGAGCUCUGGGAAAUCCACCAUGCUGAACGCCAUGUUUGGACUCCAGUUUGCCGUCAGUGCUGGCAGGUGCACCAGAGGAGCUUUCAUGCAGCUGGUCAGAGUCUCAGACGAGAUGAAAACACAGAUGAACUUUGACUAUAUUCUGGUAGUUGAUACUGAGGGUCUUCGUGCUCUAGAACUGGCUGGAAGAUCAACAAGACAUCAUGACAAUGAACUGGCCACAUUUGUUGUUGGUCUUGGUAAUCUGACCUUGAUCAACAUCUUUGGAGAAAACCUGUCUGAGAUGCAGGACAUUCUUCAGAUUGUUGUUCAGGCCUUCAUGAGGAUGAAGAUGGUCAAACUAAAUCCCAGCUGUGUGUUUGUGCAUCAGAACGUCUCAGACGUCACAGCUGGAGAGAAAAACAUGGAGGGAAGGAGACGACUGCUGGAGAAACUGGAUGAGAUGACAAAACUCGCUGCUAAAGAGGAAGUGUGUGACGCAGAAUGUUUCAGUGAUGUCAUUAGAUUUGAUAUACAGAAUGAUGUGAAGUAUUUUGCUCAACUCUGGGAGGGAAACCCACCGAUGCCACCACCAAACCCAAACUACUGCGAGAACAUUCAAGAACUAAAGAAAACUAUUAUGUCUCAUGCCUCAAAAUCACAUGGAUCAAUGCUGAAAGACUUAAAAGACCGUAUUAAAGAUCUCUGGGAGGCUUUACUGAAUGAACGAUUCGUCUUCAGCUUCAGAAAUUCUCUGGAGAUUUCAGUCUACAGGAAACUGGAGACCGAAUACAGAAAGUGGACCUGGAGUCUUCGCAGUGCCAUGAUGGAAACUGAGAACAAACUACUCAACCAAAUAGAAAAUGAAGCAAUUCAUGAAGUUGAGGAAACUGAUCUUCAAAGAGAACUGAAGACGACAAAAGAAGAAGUGGAAAAAUUAAUGUCUGAAUUCUUUGAGAAAGACAAAGAUAAAUAUAUACUGUUUCAGUGGAAAACAUCAUUUGAAAUCAAAAUCAAAAAUAUCGAGGAAAACAUUGUGAAAGAAACAACAAGAAAAUUAAAUGAGGUUCUUCAGCAGCGAGACCUGAAGAAAAAGAUUGAUGCUCAGAGGAAACAUCAAGAAAAAACUCUCUAUGAAAAGAGCAAAGAACUUGCCUUAAAACUCAAAGAUAAUGAUGAAGAAACACUGAAGAAAGAGUUUGAUUUGUUUUGGAUACAGAGUAUUAAGAAGAUCAUCUCAGACACUCCUUCAAUCAAAGAUAUUGAUAUAAUGAGAGAUGUGAGAGAGAUCCUCAGUGACACCUAUGACACCUAUGACCACUGGAUGGAGAGCAGAGAUAUUUUCUCUGUGCCCAGUUUUUCUGAUUAUGUAAAGGUAAAAAAAUCAAGUGGAUUGUUCAAAUAUGCCUACAGAUCAGCUGAGAAGUUUGUUUGCGGUUCUUUAACUAAAGAGGAUGAAGUUCAAAUAAGAGCAUUAGUGACAGACAUUGAUCAGCAUACAGACACAGAGAUUCAGUCAUUUAACAUUUCAAAGAUGGGCUACAACAAGAGCUGCAUUCAACAACUCACAGGUUACAUCAAGGCAAGAAUAGCACAACAUGAGGAAGGAUCAGUGAGAUAUGAGUUCAAGAAUGAAUUCUUCAGGGAUUUGGUUCUUUCCAUCUUCAAGAGAGCAAACAAGAAGAUCUCUGAUCAGCACAGACUAUUCAGGGAAGCCAAUGAUCCUGUAAUAUAUCUUAAGAAGAAGAGAGAAGAGUACUAUAAUAUUUUCCAGAAAUACUGUCAUGGAUCAACAUCGGCAGCCAUUUUUGGUCAGAUCAUCUGUCAGAAACUGAAAGAGCCCAUUGAGAAGAGUGUCUACAAGAAGACUGCCAGAUAUCUGGCUGAUGAAACGAUAGCAAAGUGUGAAUCACUGAAUGGAAACAAAUCAAAUCUGGAGAAACACAUCCUGAAGACACUGGCAGAAGAGGAGAAUUUCGACAAAUACAUGAACUACAUUCAUAAUCCCAAAGAUCACCUCAAGAGUUUCAUCAGAGAUGAAGUCAGUCGGUACAUCGAUGAUAAGUUCAGUGUCAGUGUUUUACCCAAGAUGAAGAAGAACAUUAAACUCCUGCAGCAGAAGAUCAUGAAAGCUGCACAUGAAUCUACUGAACAUGUUCAAGAGAAUAAAGGAGAUGUUGGUUUGUGGUUGAAGAGUUUCACACAGCGGCUCUUAGAUGAGCUGAUCUUCUCUGAAAAAGACCUCAGUGGAGUCAAACAUGAUGAUGUUGAUGUGAAACUCCUAGAAGACGUGAUAAGACAAGAACUUCCCGCUAUAAUAUCGGACAUCAGCAGAGGAUUCAACACAAACACUUUUCCAGUAAAGCUGGAUGAUAAAGACAGACCAGAUGAGCUUCUGAUUGAUCACUUCUGUCAGUGCUGUUGGGUUCAGUGUCCGUUCUGUGGAGCCGUCUGCACCAACAACAUAGAAAACCAUGAUGGAGAUCACAGAGUUGAAUUCCAUCGAAUGAAUGGAAUUAAUGGAUGGCAUUACCAUCAAACAGAGAACCUCAGAGCUGAUUUUUGCACAACUUUAGUAAGAAGUAAUGAAAGAUUUUGUGCGUUUGAUGUGUGGUUUCCAUAUAAAGAUUACAGAAGAGCAGGAGGAGUUUAUGCGCAGUGGAGCAUCACCCCUGAUUAUGGACACUCCUACUGGAAAUGGUUUGUGUGCAGAUUUCAGAAAGAUCUGGAAAAAUUUUAUAAUAAAACAUUCCAGGGUCGUGGUGAGAUUCCAGAUGAAUGGAGAGAGCUUAGAAAACAGGAUGCUCUUGAGAGUUUAGAUGAAUGUUUGUUUGUUCCAACCUGUUUGAUUUGAUCAAACUCCGCAUAAAAUCCAGCAUUUCAGCAGUAUUCUCUACUUAAAGUUCAAAAUCAUCCCAGUUUUCCACUCAAUCAAACUCUCUCUCCGCCCACUAAACGUUGAAACGGCUGUUACUAUUUAUCAGUUGACUCUCUCCUCACAGCUUGUCCCGGAGUUGCGUUCUCCCCAUCCACCAUGGGGACCAUGUCCCCCUCCACCACAAUACACAUUUACUCAUCUGUCACUUGUUGAAACAUUUAUUAUUUUCUUCAUGGUGGAUGGGACAUGGUGCAUUAUAGAAAUGAUAGUGAACAAUUCACACAGUAAAAAUGCUUUCCAUUGGGUCGAAUUAAAUCUGGUUUUACGUCAGGGUCACGUGAAGCACCACGAUGUCCGGAAAUGCAUUCUUUCCAACUAUAUAUUAUGGAAAACAGUGGGAUAAGUCUCUACUCAAGAGACCAUGAGAUUGUUUUCCAGUCCAAAGACAUAUGAGCGAGUCAGCGCAGAUGUGUGCUAGUUAACUUAUCAAGCUGUGAUGUAAACAAAGUCCUGCUGGCUAUUUAAAAAAAAAGAGAUGAUUUCUUUGAUAUGUCCUGUUCUGACUUCCUGUUUCAAUCAGAAUAUUGUAAAUAUCAAAUAAAUUGAGUAAAAAUGCUUAUCUAACCAUUUCACAGGGAUUUUAAGUAAUGGUCAAAGUCUGUAGUCUCUGAAAUAUUAAAUUCUGCUUGGUCAAUUGUGCAAUCUAUCUAUGUCUGAUAUUAAAUACAGCAGUAUCUGAGUAUUUUUAUUAAUUAUGUCUGCUUGUAUCACAGCAGUUUCUACAAGUAAGCUAAUAAAACAAGUGUUAACUCAAAUGUUUCAUGUUCAUUUAUUUUUAUAAAUAAAAUAUACAUUUGUUUUGCAAGCAG
Messenger RNA from Pimephales promelas (fathead minnow), 9041 nucleotides. Lineage: Eukaryota; Metazoa; Chordata; Actinopteri; Cypriniformes; Leuciscidae. The record is from RefSeq and is a predicted model, not a curated record.